AUGGAAUGUUUUCACGGUGGACCAGCAGCAAGUUCAAGAACUGUUCGUGGUACGUUUUGGUUUUGUUGCGAAACGCCGAGAUGCGAGUUCUUUUGCCAUGACGAAGACUGUUAUCUGUUUACGAGAGCAAUGGAAGCCUGUCAAAAUAGUGGUUCCAAUCAUCCCAUUUGCCCAACACAUCAGAGAUUAGCCAAAUUAGGCGUGGUGAAAGAUAAAAUUGACGAGUUGAGACAAAAUAAAAUAGAUAUCGAUAAGCAGACUUUAUCGUUUCAUAUAAAUGCAAUUCUCGACCAACAUCGAGAUCUAUAUCGUGCAGUGAAUGCUCAUGGCCUACACCUAGGCCAAAUCUACAGAGAAAUAAAUAUGACAAAAUUUGGUCGCAUUUUUGCCUAUUUAGCUUUAGCUUGUUUGCAAAGAGACAGCGAGGAAAGCGUUCAAGAAAAUGUCCGAAGAACUGUCGAGGCCUUUCGAACUUUUGGCAAUGGGGAGACAUUUACGAAAGCCCUCGACCACGCUGCAAGCACGGGAUGGUAUGCACCGUACGAAAAGUGA
Messenger RNA from Paramuricea clavata, 552 nucleotides. NCBI's taxonomy places the organism in Eukaryota, Metazoa, Cnidaria, Anthozoa, Malacalcyonacea, Plexauridae. The record is from the annotation of a GenBank genome assembly.